Messenger RNA from Phalacrocorax carbo (great cormorant), 567 nucleotides. The record is from RefSeq and is a predicted model, not a curated record. NCBI's taxonomy places the organism in Eukaryota, Metazoa, Chordata, Aves, Suliformes, Phalacrocoracidae.
AUGGGACAAGCUGCUUUCCUGGGGUUCUGCCUGCUCAGUUGCCUGGCCCUGCACCCCUCGCUGCAAGGGGUGCAGGCGAGCAAAUGUCCCCGGGGCUGGCUGGACUUCAGGGACCACUGCUACGGGUACUUCGGCCAGGAGCUCACCUGGAGGAAGGCAGAGGCUUGGUGCAGGGCCGCCCGCGGGGGGUGCCACCUGGCCUCGCUGCACACCCCCGAGGAGCACCGCGCCCUCGCCGCCUUCAUCGCCCAGCGCCAGCGCCGGGAGGAGGAGGAGGAGAACGUCUGGAUCGGCCUCUACCACCGGGGCCAGGCGUGGACGUGGGUGGACGGCUCCGAGCAGCACUACUCGGCCUGGGAGGGGGAUGAUUCCCCCGGGGGGCUGCGCUGCGCCUCGCUGGAGGAUUCCACGGGUUUCCUGUCCUGGGAGGACGAGUCCUGCGGCGAGAGGAAACCCUUCAUCUGCAAAUACGCAGCCUAGGAGGGGCCUGCGAGGCAGCCGCGCCCCCCCGACUGCGCCCUACACCCCACACACCGCGUCCCCCCGCGUCAAACCCCAACUCCGGCA